Molecule: messenger RNA, 1140 nt
Organism: Brenthis ino (lesser marbled fritillary)
Lineage: Eukaryota; Metazoa; Arthropoda; Insecta; Lepidoptera; Nymphalidae
Source: the annotation of a GenBank genome assembly
AUGCCUGAUGGUCCAAAAUUCGCUGUAACAGCAGAGGGAUUUAUACCUCUAUGUGAAAAAGAAUACGAUAUAAUCGCUACACAGCAACCGUAUUUUGCAAAGAGCGUUCCCAAGUCCGCAUGGGUUUAUUACUGCGUUAUGGGUUUAUAUGCCCGUCUUGUUUCUGUCAAACAGGAAGAAGGAGAUUCGUCGUAUGAUGAAGAUUCUUUUGCCGGUCAGGUCUUAUCUGGAAAUCAUCAAUUACCAGCACCUAUCGAAGCUUAUAUCAAGGCUCUUGGACAUGUAGUAGACAGUACAUCUGUACGCUAUAAACUGAAGAUGCAUGUAUGGCCGAAUGAAACGGGUGAUUUUGGUAGAGUUGGACCGACGACGCACUGGAAAUACAUGAGUAUGCCCAGUCCACUCGUCUGUAAACAACGAAUCCAGGAAGAUUUACGUGUAACUGUUACACCGGGUGUACGAGAAUGGAACUUACCAGCUAGAUUAGUACCAGCCGAAGAAGGCGCUGGAACCCCAACUCGUAAUUGUCUCGGGUGGGCGAGAGCCGCUACAUUAACGUCAGACCAGCAUGCAUUCCUGGAGAGUGCAAACAUCAUGGAAGAUGUUUUCCCAACUAAGUUUCCGAAGUUCCAAUACAGCACAGAUUUGUUUGAGAAGGUGUCCCUAGCUUUGAGUAAGACUGAAGAGAAGAUAAAGAUCACUCCUCAGAUCAAGAAAAAUUCAGAGGGAGCAAUUGCUCAAGUCUGUUGGACCUGUAUUGAACCAGUCGUACAAGAGACGUCGCCGAACGUAUUCUACGCAGAAAGCCGGAACAACCAGGUUGUUACUGCAGCCGAGUUGGAUGCACGCCAAGUACUUGCAUCUUUAAUUCUAUCCUUUAGAGUUAGAAAAGAUCAAAUUGGAACGACACGACCUUAUUGCGUCUACUCGUUUGGAAGAUACACUACUGUCCCAGACACUUGGCAUAAUUCUCGGAACACCGUGUUUAAUUACGGUCGUUCAGACAGAUGGAAUGUGAUGGAGUAUACCGCACCGUUUACGGAUAAGUCGGAAUACCGAUUGGCAUGGCUUAAGAGACAUGUUAAUAACAUACCCGGAUUGAGGGAGUCACGCCCCGCACUCGUAAUCUACGGAGCGAGU